AUGAUCACUGAUGUGACUGAUGAAUUGGAUCAAAGUGACAGCGGAAUGGAAUCUCUUAUUGCUAGUAAAGACGAUACACCUGAACGUAGACCAGAAGAAUCCUUCAUAACCCCUUCGCUAGGAUCUUCUACUACUGCAGGUCCACUCAAGGAAUAUGACGAUGAACCUGAUGAAACUCUUUCUGAAAGAUUAUGGGGACUGACGGAGAUGUUUCCCGAGUGUGUUCGAAACGGUACUUACACAGUCACCACAAAAUCAUGGUCAGGUAUGAAAUCUUUAUAUGGCUUGUCUCGUUCUGUUAUGUGGAUAGUGGCUAGCUCCUCAGUCAUUCUCUUUGCCCCUGUUAUAUUUGAAGUUGAGCGAGCACAAGUAGAAGAGAUGCAGAAAUCACAACAAAAGCAGGUACUAUUGGGCACCAAUGCUGCUCUUUCAGGACCAAUGCCAAGUAUGCCACCAAUGCCACGAUAA
Messenger RNA from Chilo suppressalis (striped riceborer), 468 nucleotides. Lineage: Eukaryota; Metazoa; Arthropoda; Insecta; Lepidoptera; Crambidae. The record is from the annotation of a GenBank genome assembly.